Molecule: messenger RNA, 1574 nt
Organism: Plasmopara halstedii
Lineage: Eukaryota; Oomycota; Peronosporomycetes; Peronosporales; Peronosporaceae
Exons: 1
Coding region: 1007-1342 (111 amino acids)
Source: RefSeq, a predicted model, not a curated record
GCAAAAAGUCCAGCAUCGCCAACACCAAGCUAAAGGUGCUCGCAAUGUGUGAAACUUUAUUCAAUCCACAAGGAAAGGGAAAAAUCUACCGCACAACUAUAUCCUCCCUUUUCUCUUUAUCCGCCUCUGAAGGUAUGGUGUCCUCCUCGACCGACCACUCAAGCUUAUGUACAAGAUUUUUGUAUAGGACUAGCCUGAGUUGGUUCGUAAUCUGUUCUACAUCUCAACAAUGUUGUUCGUGCGACUUUAAGGCAAAGAACGAUAUCAGUUGGAUUUUGCACGCAUACGGCCAAAACGUUGUGACAUAGCCAUGGCUGGAACAGAGCAACGGCGUUUUUUCUCCCCUUAUUUACUAGCGAGAGCAAAUGUAAAUUUUUCUGAACGUCAACCGAUGAGACAACGACACCACCGCAAAGAAGUGUCUAGUGCAAAGGAGGCUUUCUUCACAGGUCCAAGCACAGCAAAUAAAAGCAAAGGGAUCAUAUGCAAAAGGAAGUUUCCGCACAAUGUCUUAUUAUUAGUUAAAAGUCGCUUAAAAUACGAGUGAUAAUCUCCCCCCUCGGUACCUCGAGACUGUUUAUUCUGUCUAAUCGUUGGAGUACGUUUUACGUCAUGAUUGGUAAGGAUGACUUAGUGGAGGAAUUAAAGGACGCAAUCAAGAGGAAGAUUGAAGAUAUUACGAUCUGCAGCUCUUCUUGGAGAAGAAGAAGGAUGGUGCAUGUCUGACGGGUGACGAUGCUCUUGACAGCUAAGAAUAGAUGACACUUUGUCUUUGAGUUGAGGCAAUCGUGGAAGCUGAACAAGCCAAAUCUCCUUAGUUUUAAUGUUUGUCUAGGAGAAAACGUGUUUCACGUGCCGGUGGUGGUGUCUCGGGAUUGCUGGAAGCCGAAACUGUGGAAAUACCGCAUCCACGAUGGAUGUUGUUGAAUGAUGUUCUUGAUAAGAACAAGAAAGCGAUGAAUCCACGGACUUCGCUUACGUGUCGUUCUCAGAAAUUGAUUUCGUCAUGCCGGCAACCAAAGAACUAACCGACAUGAAGUCCAUCCGUAAUGAAAAGCUGGGUGCGUUGCGUAAUGACUUCCAAUACCUGAUCAAGGCUUUUGGUGAUAUUAUCACUGGUAAAGAAGCAAAACGACUGCACUUUAUCUUACCUGUGCUCGCAAGUGUCUGUGCUCUAUUCGAUGAAGAUGUCCUAAUUCUGCCGAAGAAACGGUUGUUGGGAAAUGUGUUCAUGGAGAUGAAGCCCUUGAGUUCGUGCUUAAGAGACGAGAGAAACGUAUUUGUAUUGUGUAGGCUAAACGAGAUGACAUUUAGCAGGGGUUUUGCUCAGACGAAGAUGUAGAAGGUCUACCGAUAGUAUUCAGCAUUGUCACGAACUUCUUGUUCUCGCGAAAUUGGAUGACGAAACUGAGCGAGCGACAUCGAUGGAGAUUGACGUUCCAGCAACCAAAUCCGUGGAUCAUAUCGCAGGAAAAUUCUACUCCAUCUUUGUGGAUGACGUAUACAUGUCUGGCAGUACAUACUUGUUAGGCCCCUACACUAUUUUAAAUAAUAUAUUUAUUUGUCAAUUCCUG